AAUCGCCCGCUGUUGGUUGCUUCGUUAUUGCCGUGGCUCGUUGCGCGUUGUGAGUGAAAAUUGUCGUUGGCCGUUUACCUUCCUUACAAUACGAAAUUCAGUUAGUCGAACGGAGCAGCAGCAGCAGCAACAGCAGCAAAGCAAAAGCAACAAUAUGCAUUAAAUGUCUUUUACAUCUUUUCGUUUCGUUUCGGUUUCUAUAUGUUUCGGUCUCGGUCUCCGGUCUCGGUUUCUCUGUUCUGUGUAUACCCUGUGCGCGAGUGUGGAGCUAAGCCCAACAAAAAAAAAUAAAAAGUUGAAUUGAAUUAAAAAAAAUGCUUAAAAUUUAAUAAGCAAUAGCAGCGCGGCAUGCACAUGCCAAAAUAAUAAAAAAAUAUGAAAAGAGCAUAAUGUGCGAUCAUCGCAGCGUUAAUUCUUCUUGUUGCUUGUGCAGCGAAUUAUGAAAUGUGUCAGCGAAAUAUGUUAAAUGCAUAAAAAAGAAAACGUGUUUUCAAAAUCCUUCGUUUCAAUUAUAAAAGAAACGCUUUACAUUUUAUAAAAGCUGUUAAAAUCCAAAAAUCCAACAGCCAAAAGCAACAGCAGCAACAACAACAAAUAAACAACACAAAAGGUGAUAAUGAUUAUUUCCAAGGAUCUUUUCAUAUUUGGCGAACAAAUUUUUGCAACAAUUAUUCCAGAAGGUGGAGCCGCUCUCGCCACGCAGCAGCAGCAGCAACAGCAGCCGGCAAUUAUAAAUACAACAACAACAGCAGCAACGUCGGCAGUAAACUCAGCAACAACAACGGCAGGAGCAACAACAGCAACAGCAGCAGCAACAGCUGAACAAGUUGUAGAGGAGUCAUUAAAAGCCGUAGCAGCAACAGCAGCAACAGUAGGACAGCAACAGCAACAACUGCCAGCAGCAGUUAAUACUAAAACAUCGUCGUCGACGUCGCCGUCGUCGUCGUCAUCAUCAUCAUCGCGAUUGCUGUUGACUAAACAGGAAACAGUUGCAGUUGUUGCUGCUGCAGCCACCGCGCGUUCCCUGCACAGCAGCAACAUCAACAACAACAACAACAAUAGUUUGCUGCGCAGUGUCGGCAAAACAAAAAUUCAAAAAAUUCCAAAGGCAGCUGAAGAAUUGAAAGCCAAGAAGCAAAAGGCAAAGUGUGAAUCGCUCAAGUCGCAGACACAUUACGAAAAAAUGUCAUUGAAUCAAUUGGAGGUGGUGGAAAGUGUUGAUGAGGCCAAAGCCAAAGCUAAAGCUCAAGCUAACGCCGACGCUGACGUCGACGUCGACAGCGAAUCAGCAGCCAUGGAGCAGGUACCGUUGGUUGGCUACCCUCGCCUACGUUUGGCCAAAAUUAUUGCCGAUUGUCGGCGACAAAUCGAAGUGCAGCCAAUUGCAGCAGCAGCAGCAGCCACAAACACUGCAACAGCAGCAGCAGCACCAGCAGCAGCAGCAACUUGCAGCGAAUCAACAACAUCGUCAUUAUCUUCAGCAUCAUCAUCAGCGUCUUCGUCAUCAACAACAUCCUCGGACUUUACGCACACAUCACAAACAACUUUACCAAGUACGGAUAAUCUGAGCAAAACUUGCAUUUUAGUUGAUGCCAAAAGCGCUGUUGACACAUUGCCAUAUUCGUUUAUUAAUACUGCAACGCCGCAGCAGCAGCCGCAGCAGCAGCAACAUCAAAUUAUUGCCAUGCCUGCCACACAGCAACAGCAACCACAACAGCAACAACUACAACAACAACAACAACAACAGCAGCAGCAGCCCAGCAUACAGCUAACAUUUCAGAAUGUAAGCUUGUUGCACAAUGAACGCGAAAUACUUUCCGAUGUGAGUGGAUUAGUCAGUCCCGGCGAGGUGCUGGCCAUAAUGGGACCCUCGGGCAGUGGCAAGACCACGCUGCUGGAUUGUCUCAGUGGGCAGCGGCAUUUUGAUAGCGGUCAUGUGUAUCUGAAUCGCGAGCCGCUGUCCAAGAAGUGGCGCCGCAAGAUUGGCUAUGUGCUGCAAGAGGAAAUCUUCUUUACGCAGCUCACACUGAGGGAGACGGUCAUGUAUACGGCGCUGCUGCGUUUGCCCGAGUCGAUGCCGCGUGCGGAGAAGCUGCGUUUGGUGGAUCACAUACUGGAGACACUGGAGCUGAGCAGCUGUCAGCAAACCAAGUUCGGUGACUAUCUGAAUCGUGGCCUAAGCGGUGGCGAAAAGAAACGCGCCAACAUUGCCUGCGAGCUGUUAACCAAUCCGCUGCUAAUGCUGCUAGAUGAGCCCACUUCAGGACUGGACAGCCACUCGGCUAUAUCGCUAAUGAAGGUGCUGAAGCGCUAUGCGCAGCUGGAGCAGAAGACAAUUGUGAUAAGCGUGCAUCAGCCGUCGUCGCAAAUGUUUCAUAUGUUCGAUAAGCUGCUGCUGCUGCAUCAGGGACGCACCGCGUACUUUGGUGAGGUGCAGCAUAUCUACAGACAUUUCGAAGAUAUAGGCGUGCGCAUUAAGCCGCAUUAUAAUCCAGCGGAUUUUGUUUUGGAGCAGCUGAAAUCGCAUCCGGACAUACGCGAAAAACUUUUCAUUGCCGCGCGUGAGUCGCAUGGCAACUAUUUGAAUCGCAAUUGCAUUAGCAGCCAGCAAAAGUCCAAGAAGCAGCAGCAUAGCAUUUUAAUCAAUGAUAUCAUUGACAACUAUUACAACGAUCAUCACCACCAUCAUCAUCAUCAGUUUGAGCAUUUGCAUCAUGCUGCAACUGGCUGUGAAAUUGAUGAGGAAGCUGCGCAGCAUUUGGUUUGGUGCGGCGGCGAUUCGCAAUCGAAUUUUAGCAGCUGCGCUUCGAGCGAUUGUCAUUCCUACAGCGCUGGUGGCCACGCUGCGUCCAAUGACUGCGAUGAUUGGUUGGCCUAUCCCACGCGCUUUCAUACGCAGUUCAGCGUGCUGUCCAGCCGCAACUUCAAGGAGGCCAAGCCGCGCAUGCUGUCCAAGCUCAAUUGGUUUCAAACCAUUGGCUUGGCUUUGAUGGCGGGCGCCAUUUGGUUUCAGCUGCCGCGCACUGAGGAGUUUCUGCACGAUCUGCAGGGCUGGAUGUUCUUCUCGCAAACCUAUUGGAUGCUCUUUGCGCUCUUUGGUGCGCUUAACUCAUUCCCCUCGGAGCGUGAGGUCAUUAGCAAGGAGCGACGCUCGGGCGCUUAUCGACUGUCGGCUUAUUAUUUGGCCAAAAUGUGUGCCGAGCUGCCGCUGGUCAUAACGCUGCCCACAGUCUACCUCAUGAUUAGCUAUCCCAUGCUUGGCUGCAGCAGUUUGAAGUUGUUCUUUUUGAUGCUCAUCUUUUUGCUGUUGAACACGAUUGUGGCGCAGAGCGUGGGCUUCUUCAUAGGCGCCUGUUGCAUGGACAUGAAUGUGAGCAUUACGCUCAGUGCGCUCUAUACGCUUGCCACGCAGCUCUUUGGCGGUUAUCUAUCGUCACGCAUUCCGGAAGGUCUCAGCUGGAUACGCUACACAUCGAUGAUACACUAUGCAUACCAGAAUAUGCAGAUACUGGAGUUUCGCGAGGGACCAGCAAUUAGCUGUGGCACACCCAGCAGCUAUGAGAUAUGCAAACAGCAGACAACCGAAUUCAUUCCAUAUGAGGAAAUACUCAAAGCACAAAACUCAACAUCACCACUCUGGCUGAAUACGCUAAUCCUGAUGAUGUUCUUUCUGGUAUUUCGCGGAUUGGGCUAUGCGGUGCUGCGCUAUUUGCGUUGCCCCAAAAAGACGUGAUAACACACACAGCAGACAACGAACCAGUGAUAAAUACGUAAUUAGUAAUUUCAUCAUGCGAACAUUUUGUGGUAAAAAGAAAUACGAAUUUGCCUGAAACACACACACACAAAUGUUGAACAAAUUACAAACGUGCGCCAAUUUUGUGAUUCAAAUCUUCAAGCCACAUAAUUAUUAUUAUUAAUUAUUUACCUACUAUUUAGUUUAUUUAUAUGCUAUACCUAUAUUUACUUCUAUAUACAUUACAUAUAUAAUGGCAAAACGGCAGGCGCUAUCCCAAAAUUAGUUUGUUGCUUCUUCUUUAGUAGUCAACAAAUUUCAAAUUUGUUUUAUGCAUUUUAAUUGU
Messenger RNA from Drosophila busckii, 4079 nucleotides. RefSeq names its product ABC transporter G family member 21 (gene E23). Bases 617 to 3733 code for a protein of 1038 amino acids. Gene Ontology annotation, cellular component: plasma membrane. The record is from RefSeq and is a predicted model, not a curated record. The transcript has 9 exons. Gene Ontology annotation, molecular function: ATP binding; ABC-type transporter activity; ATP hydrolysis activity. NCBI's taxonomy places the organism in Eukaryota, Metazoa, Arthropoda, Insecta, Diptera, Drosophilidae.